Peronospora matthiolae is the source of this 792-nucleotide messenger RNA. The record is from the annotation of a GenBank genome assembly. Lineage: Eukaryota; Oomycota; Peronosporomycetes; Peronosporales; Peronosporaceae.
AUGGAAGAAAAAUCUCUGGGUGGCAGCAAGUAUCUGCUGCUGAUCGUGGAUGAAGCCAGCGGAUGCAUGAAGGGUUUUUGUCUGCAUUCCAAGUCAGAGAGCGAAGAGUGCAUCAAGAAGUACAUCACGAUGAUACAGACGCAGUUCAACAAGAAAGUCAAAUUUGUGCGACACGAUGGAGCCCGCGAGUUUGCGACGAACUCGCUUCAAGAUUUCUACGAAGUCGAAGGCAUCGAGCAACAAACCACGGUGCCAUACGCACAUCAAGCCAAUGGAACUGCUGAACGCGCGAUUCGAACUAUCGUCACCAUCGGUCGUAGCAUGCUCCAUCAUGCCAAAUUGAACAAGUGCUUCUGGGCUGAAGCGGCAAUGACGGCCGUCUAUGUGAAGAACCGUUUGCCGUCACCCAAGAUUCCACACAAGACACCGUUCGAGAUUGUCUACAAUUCUAAGCCAAGUGUCAAGCACAUGCGCGUUUUUGGGUGCCAAGCAUACAUCUUGACCCCGAAGGAGAAACGACUCAAGUGGGAUCCCAAGGCCCGGGCUGGAUUGUUUUUGGGCUACGAAGAAGUGUCCAAGGCGUAUCGAGUUUACGACAUCGAAGCGGGGCAGGUGAUGAUAAGUCGCGAUGUCAACUUCGAUGAGUCGGCCUUUGGAAUGUCGAUGCUGAUUUACGAUGACGAUGUUGAUGGCCUGGACUUCGAAUCGAUCGAUCUUGAUGAUGAAGAACCGCGUCCGGAGACACUUCAAACAAACAGGAAAGCGCAAGGCCCAACCCAGUCACGACAAUGA